Messenger RNA from Aedes albopictus (Asian tiger mosquito), 1149 nucleotides. It is a transcript of the gene RfC3, whose product is annotated as replication factor C subunit 5. Gene Ontology annotation, molecular function: ATP hydrolysis activity; DNA clamp loader activity; DNA binding. Gene Ontology annotation, biological process: DNA repair; DNA-templated DNA replication. Bases 96 to 1088 code for a protein of 330 amino acids. Gene Ontology annotation, cellular component: nucleus; DNA replication factor C complex. Lineage: Eukaryota; Metazoa; Arthropoda; Insecta; Diptera; Culicidae. The transcript is spliced from 3 exons. The record is from RefSeq and is a predicted model, not a curated record.
UUCCGGCGGGCGGCGAACGCAUCUUGCUCUCAGUUAGUCCAUUUCGUUAUUUUCUGUGUGAAUUCCGAUCGAAAGUGACCAACAGUGCCGCUAAAAUGCUCAAAGACGGCAAAUCGAAUCUCCCCUGGGUGGAGAAGUACCGUCCGGCCACCCUCAGCGAUCUCAUUUCCCACGAGGAAAUCAUCUCCACAAUCAACAAAUUCAUCCAGGAGGAGCAGCUUCCGCACCUGCUGUUCUAUGGCCCGCCCGGAACGGGUAAAACCAGCACGAUUCUGGCGUGCGCCCGGCAGCUCUACAAACCGCAGUCCUUCAACCAGAUGGUGCUGGAGCUGAACGCUUCGGACGACCGUGGUAUCAACAUCGUCCGCAACCAGAUCCUGAACUUUGCCUCGACGAGGACGAUUUUCAGCGGCGGGUACAAGUUGAUCAUUCUGGACGAAGCCGAUGCCAUGACCAACGACGCGCAGAACGCCCUGAGGCGAAUCAUCGAGAAGUACACGGACAAUGUGCGGUUCUGUAUUAUUUGCAAUUACCUCAGCAAGAUUAUUCCGGCGCUGCAGUCGAGAUGCACUCGGUUCCGAUUUGCUCCGCUGGCGCCGGAUCAAAUUCUGCCGCGGUUGGAACACGUGAUCGAUGCCGAAGGGAUAAAGGUGUCGGAGGAUGGGAAGAAGGCACUGAUGACGCUGGCCGGAGGCGAUAUGCGGAAGGUGCUGAACGUGCUGCAGAGUACCUGGAUGGCGUACAAGGACGUUACGGAGGACAAUGUGUACACUUGCGUGGGUCAUCCGUUGAAAAUCGACAUCACCAACAUUGUCAACUGGCUGCUGAACGUGGAGAGCUUCCGGGAGACGUUUGAGAAAAUCCAAGAGCUGAAAACCAACAAGGGCCUCGCGCUGGAGGACAUCCUGACGGAGAUCCAUCUGUACGUGCACCGGAUGGAACUGCCGCCGAGGGUGAUGUCCCAGCUGUUGAUCAAGAUGGCUGCCGUGGAGGAACGGCUAGCCGCCGGAUGCGUUGAGAAACCGCAGAUGGCGUCGCUGAUUGCGGCGUUCCAGAUCGCCCGGGAUAAGGUAAUCGUGAAGGCUUGAGUGGAGGAGGUAAGUUACGUAAGCCCUAUUUUUAUGAAUAAAUGUUCUUUUCGUAUUGAAA